Messenger RNA from Coccomyxa subellipsoidea C-169, 2529 nucleotides. RefSeq lists its product as hypothetical. Gene Ontology annotation, cellular component: THO complex part of transcription export complex. The transcript has 11 exons. Bases 1 to 2529 code for a protein of 842 amino acids. The record is from RefSeq and is a predicted model, not a curated record. Gene Ontology annotation, biological process: mRNA export from nucleus; regulation of DNA-templated transcription elongation. Lineage: Eukaryota; Viridiplantae; Chlorophyta; Trebouxiophyceae; Coccomyxaceae.
AUGCAGGAGGCAAUCGUUGGCGGUCUGGUCGCCGAUGGUGCUGUCGACCACGCUGUACCAGCUGCUCUUUGCAACGUCGAGCUGCUGGCUCCAUGGGUGACCACCAACGAGGCUGGGCAGAAGGUGCUCAACAUGCUGGCAUCAGAGCAGAGCCAGAUCGGGCGCACCAUUCUGGAACACAGCGUGCGGCAGGCAUGCGCCAGCCUCGUAAAGUCUGCAGUGGAGCAUGGUGUCAAUUCCACGCAGUAUAGGCAUGCGGGGGCAUCAGAGCCCUCCAUUCCCCGUCUCCUGGACCUGACGGUCUACCUUGGAUCCCAGCGCCAGAUCGAUACAGUUUUGGUGUUCGCAAUCAUGGAGGAUGUGAUGGAGCUGUCGACCAUUGAGGAGGCGGAGGGCGUUUUCGGCUACCUAGAGUCGCGCAUACAGAAGCUGCGCCAGGUGUACAACUUUGGGAGCGCUACGUCGCACUCGAAGCUGUCGGUGCUGCGCAUCUGCAACCAGCUGCUGCGGCGGCUGUCGCGCGCGAGCAGCAGCGAGCUGUGCGGCCGCAUCCUGAUGUUCCUCACGCGCCUGCUGCCGCUGCUGGACCGCUCGGGGCUCAACGUGCAGGGCCAGUUCAACACCAGCCACUCCACCCCCGUCGAGGACGUCCCCGAGGGGGCGGUGGACAGCAAUGGGCAGCCGGUGGACGCAGCCUUCUAUGCCACAUUCUGGGGCCUGCAGGACGUGUUCCAGCAUCCCUACACCGCCAUGGAGCCCUCAAAGUGGGCCGCCACUAUCACGGACAUCAAGCGGGUGCUGACAGAAUUCACAAAGCAGCCGGUGGCGUUGGCGAGCAGCAGCGGGGGAGAGGGAGAGGGGGGACUGCUGGAGGCAGCAGCGCUGACAGUGAAGUACCUGAGCAGCCCCAAGCUGAUGCGGCUGCAGCUGCAAGACGCGACGCUCCGCCGCCACUUCCUGCUGCAGGCGCUCAUCUUCCUGCACGCCUGCCAGAACCCCGUGCUCAAGCCCGGCGCCGCCGCCGCGCAGCAGGCCAAGAAGGAAGCCCUGCGCAGCAAGCAGGUGUUGGAGGCGGAGGAGUUGGAGGGGCUGCUGUACGCUGAGCUGCAGCGCACGCCCAAGCACGGCACCCACUUCUGCGCCGCCGUCAGAACCAUCCUCACCCGCGAGACGCAGUGGACAAAGUGGAAGAGCGAGGGGUGCCAGGGGUACGAGAGGAAAGAGGUUGCGCCUCUGUCGCCGCUGGCCCCUAGUACUGCGCUGCAGGCCGCCACGGCCGCCACAGCCGCCACCGUAUCUGACCCCAACUACGUCGACACCGGCUCGCAAGCGCUUAGCACGCUGUGGAACAUAACCCGGGACAACACCAGCUGCCUGAAGGGCGACACGAACCAGCGCAGCACGCCCAGCCUGCAGGAAUUCCUGGCACCUGUCAUCUUGGAGAUGGAUCCCGAAGAAGGCAUCGAGGAGCAGUACAAGACGAAGAAGGACGAGGUGUACACGUGGAAAUCGCUGCGGCAGAUUGCGCGGGCGUCGCUGCCGGUGUUCUCCAAGAUGCUGACGGCCACGCAGCCCAAGCAGCGCAAGGGAGCGGCCGGCGGCAAGGAGGACAAGAGGGAGCGCGACGCAGACCCGCGCGCCAAGCUGGACCUCGAAGACGCCGUCCACGAGCUCUUCCCGGAUGCCGUGCCGGAGGGAGCCAGGAGAAAGCCGCCGGCGCCUGCGGCAUCGGCGCCGGCGUCGGCCGCGCUGUCAGAGGCGACGGAGGCCCCGGUCGCACGCUCCGGCGCCGACGCCGAUGCGGGCGCCGUCUCCAGCGCCGUUCCCUCCGCGGCCGCUGCCGAGGGCCCCACGCCCAUGGAAACUGAGCUGAGCGCUGCUGAGGACGGGGAAGCGCCGCCGGAUAUAGCACCCGCUGCAGCUGCUGCCGAGGACGGCGCGGCCGGGAGCGCUGCGUCGCAGGAGGCAACGAUGAAAGAGGAAAGAGUGUUGGAAGAGGGAGAAGCGGCUGAGGGGGAGUGCCAGCCGGUGGGCAGCAGAGGAGCAGGGGCUGCAGAGUCGGAAGGCAGGGGCGCGGAGCAGAAGGCAGGGACGUCUCUGGCAGAGAGCCCUGAAGAGGAUGCGACCGCUGUGUGGCCGGCGGUGGAGGAGGCUGCGGGCGAGGCCGCCACUGCACAUGCAGCGGACAGCGCAGCUGCAGCGGGGACCGGAGCACAGAACGGCGCUGUGAACGGGAUCGGCAACGGUGACGCCCGGGCGGAUGUGGCCUCAGCGCAGCCAGCCGAGGCUGCUGUGCAGGAGGGCGAUACCGACAUGGCAGAGGCGACGGCUGCUGAUGGAGAGGCAGAGGGUGGUGAGGAAGAAGGGGAGUUGUCUGGUGGUGGCGGGAAUGCAGGCAGCAAGAGAGCGCCUGCAGAGCAGCCGGAGAGCGAUGAUGCAGCAUUGAAGGAGGAGGAUGUGCAGAAGGCCCCAAAGGAACCCACGAGAGCAACUAGGGGUUCAAAGCGGGCAAAAACAGCGGCCCAGUAA